AAACGCACCUCCCGUCAGUUGGAGUAACCUGCUCCCGGUCUGCGUCAACAACCGCUCCGGUGUGUUUGUCGUGUUGGUUCUGCACGUUACCGGGAGCAAGACCGACCGACCUGGCUGCUGUCCACAUAGAGGUCAAGUAAAGGACAGUCUUUACCUGUCGGCACUUGUUCACCUGUAGGCCGUCCUAGAUUUCUCUGACUGACUGCGAGCCUCCAUCGAUCCGGCCAGCCUCUCCAUCCACCGCUGCACUAUGAGUGUAUGAUGUCUGGUAGCAGCUGCUAUGGCCUGCAGCAGCGGUCAAGGCAAUGCCGAAACUCUGGAGGGUUUCCAUGAGGUGAACUUGGCCUCACCCACCACACCUGACCUUCAGAACCAAGCGGAGCAGCGUCCCCCUGUCCGUCACAGCACCCCGCCUGCCUCUCUGUACCGCACCCACUCUCUGGGAGCUCCACCUGCUGGCCGACCCACCUCCCUACGGGCCGACCAGCUCCCCACACAGCCGGUUUACUCAACUCCACGGCACAGCCACAAUGAAAUUGUGCAAGGCCAGGAGGCGGAGUCAGCCGAGGGCUACUUCCUGUCUGGAGAGGACGGGGAGGAGUGCAGCGCUUUGAGCGACAGCCUGUCGCGGCUACGAAGCCCGUCGGUGAUGGAGGUCCGAGAGAAGGGAUACGAGAGGCUGAAGGAGGAGCUGGCCAAGGCCCAGAGGGAUCUGCUGUUGAAGGAUGAGGAGUGUGAGAGGUUGUCUAAAGUCAGAGACCAGCUCGGCCAGGAGCUGGAGGAGCUCACCGCCAGUCUCUUCCAGGAGGCCCACAAAAUGGUCAAAGAAGCCAACGUCAAACAGGCAAAUGCUGAAAAACAACUGAAAGAAGCCCUGGGCAAGAUUGAUGUCCUCCAGGCGGAGGUCCAGGCCCUGAAGACACUGGUUCUCUCCUCCCCCACCUCCCCUGUGGGCGAGCUCCCCUCUUCAGGAGCCAAGACUCCCUUCAGGAAGGGCCACAGCAGGAACAAGAGCACCUCCUCCGCCAUCCUGGGGUCGCAGCCCGACCCGUCGGCCACACAGCCCAUCGUACGGGAAUGUAGAGAGGUGGACGGUCAGCUGUUCAGCGACUUCAAGGCGUGGAAGGAGGAGCCGACGCUGGACCGGCACUGCUGCUUCCUGGAGAGAGUUUAUCGCGAGGACAUCUACCCGUGCCUCACCUUCAGCAAGAGCGAGCUGGGUUCGGCCAUCUUGGAAGCCGUGGAGCAGAACACGCUCAGCGUGGAGCCGGUCGGUUUCCAGCCUCUGCCCGUGGUUAAAGCCUCAGCGGUGGAGUGUGGAGGACCAAAUGGGCGAAGAGCCGAGCUCGUCACAAAAUGUGCCCUGAGCGGUCAGACCAAAACCUGUAAGCACAGAAUCAAGUUCGGAGAUUCGUCCAACUAUUACUACGUGUCUCCCUACUGCAGAUACAGAAUCACAGCAGUGUGUAAUUUCUUCACCUACAUUCGCUACAUCCACCAAGGGCUGGUCAAACAGCAGGAUGCGGAGCAGAUGUUCUGGGAGGUGAUGCAGCUCCGCAGAGAAAUGUCUUUAGCCAAGCUCGGCUACUACAAAGACCAGCUGUGACGGACGGGACAGCCCCGCCCUCCAAUCACAGCAGACUCUGUGCUGAUGAAGCCCCGCCCUCCCCCGGGUUCUGGUUUUGCCUGCUGUCAUGCCCUCCCACCCCCCUUUUGUGUGAGUGUGUUUUUGUGUGUGAGAGGAAAAACUGUGGUUGUUUUCAAUCUUCACAAAAAAGACUGAGGUCAGUGGUCUGAUAUUUCCUUUGUUGAAACAAUAUUUAACUACAACUGGCAUGGAAAGAGAAGUUAAAAAUUGAAAUACGUUGGCAUUUAAACCCAUCUGAGGAGCUUUGACCUUUUUGCUUUUUUUUUCUCUCCCUUAAAUAUAAAAAGUGUAACAUGGCUGAAAAAAGUCAUUUCAAUUCUCAAUAACAGACUAUUUUCUGGAGAGAUGAUGGAGAAUUAGAGCCACUCUGAGGGGGGAUAUCUAACCAUUUGGAAAAAUAUAGUAUGUUGCGAGAAUAAAUCAUAAAACAAGGAAAAAAUGCACAAGUAAAAGUUAAGAUUUUGUGAGAAAAAUAUCUGACUUUCAAGAGUGUAGUUGUAUGUUAUGAGCAUAAAGUUGUAAUUUUGAACAACAAAGGGUCAAUUUGAAAGGAAAAUGUUUUAAUAUUUUGAGAAUAAAGAUGUAAUCUUAAAAGACACUUAUUUUAGAAGUCCAUUUCAGUACUUUGUUAAGGCGGGAACACCCACCUUAUAAUUGUUAACCCAAUUAUAAACAUAAAUAAUAUAUGAAAAUAUGACUAUUCUUGUUAAGUUACAGCUCAGUUUUCAAGGCUUAUUCUUUAGAACUUAAAAUAUUAUGACUUUUGCUGCAACUUAAUUCUCAUAAAAUUACAACUUUAUCUCAAAAUAGCAACUUUCGACAUUAUUUUCAAUAUAUUGCAAUUUCUUUUUGUAAAAUUAUUAUUUUACCUCCAGAUAUGGACUUUUUCCCUCUUAAAAUGAUGAUGUAAUUUCUCUAGCAUCUUAAUAUUACAUUCAAAAUGUUAUUUAAUAAAUAAAAAAUAAAAUAAAAACACAACUAUUCUAGAAAUCUCCCCAACAGUGGCCCUAUUGGUGUGGCUGAUGCCGUGCUGCUGAAAUUGAGCUGGUAUUAUAUGCGUAGUCAAGUAAAAUCAAGACACCUGCCAGUUAAUGAUGACCAAAUAAUCAAUUAUUGUUUACAUAAUGAAACUGUUUGAACUUGUUUUUAAUUUUAGUUUAUGUAGCAAAUGAUGAAGGCAGUCUGGGACAUUUAAGAAAGUACAAUUGGAUGCAAAGAUAAUCAGAGUUCAAACUUCACUGUAAAGCUCCAUUCAGACCGGAUAGGACAGGUGGGAUGAUGAUGACGUCAGUUAUUUUAAUGCCCUCUGUAGCGCAUAUGUGGUUAAUUUAUCACCCCCCACCCCGGUAAUUAUCUACGCGACAAUAACCUGCUGAUUUGCUGCAAACUCUCUGCUCCUCUAGUAAUUUAAAACCUGCCCGGAGCUUCACUGUAUUUUAAAGUGAAUCACUGAGUCGACUUUCAUCUUAGUGUGAAAUUUGACUCGUGGAAGAUGAUUUUGCUAAUCUGAUAGAGGGGAAACAUGCUAAUAACAACAUAUACAGCUUUCAGGGAACCAAUGUCAGGCAGGAAAAAGACAUCAGGAGAACAAGACCUCAUAAAAGCUCACGAAAUGUGCCGUUAAUGUCAGCUACAUGUAGGUACUGGUAUUCUCUCAUCAACCCCGUUUUUCACCUAUAUUUUUUUUUUAUUCGUUUAUUUGCAGUGGAAAUCAGAAAUAAUUAUAUCCUCGGGAAGUGUAGGUCAUCAGGCAGUAUCUUCCCUUCUACUCUCAUCGGUCGUUUUUGAUGGUUAAAAUGUCCAGAACGAUGCGUUAAACUACAGAGGAGCACAGUGAAUAUGUCCUUCCCCACAUCCCCCUGUAACGUUAAUCCCGUCCGAAUGGGGCUGAAAAAUCUUUGUUUGCAGGAAAAAGAACAGUUUAGUUGUUUCUUCAAGAGUUUAUUAUGUUGUUGUCGGCGUGAUUUCAGAUGUUGAUGAAGCUUCAGGCGAGUCGGAUUAAAGGAAAAAUUAAACACUACAUGAUGCCAGAACGUCAUGUUUCUUAAAAUACUUUGACAUGAUGUUUUAGCAUCUUCAGAUACUUCAAACAAAUAAAUUGCGGGAACAUUUGUAGAUAGUGAGCUGUGAGUGUGAGUGUGUUUGUAUGCCCGGUGUUGUGUAAAGUUCAUAAAUGUUAAUUUAAACCUGCUUCCACUCCUCUCUCUCUCUCUCUCUUAUUCAAAGUCAAUGUCACUCUCCCAGUUUGGUUUAGUGCCUUUUCUCAGACACUCUGAAAUAAAAACAGUAAUACCUCUGGAAA
Molecule: messenger RNA, 3950 nt
Organism: Micropterus salmoides (largemouth bass)
Lineage: Eukaryota; Metazoa; Chordata; Actinopteri; Centrarchiformes; Centrarchidae
Product: RAB3A interacting protein (rabin3)
Exons: 14
Coding region: 281-1606 (441 amino acids)
Biological process (GO): exocytosis
Cellular component (GO): Golgi to plasma membrane transport vesicle
Molecular function (GO): guanyl-nucleotide exchange factor activity
Source: RefSeq, a predicted model, not a curated record